Messenger RNA from Paramecium tetraurelia, 450 nucleotides. RefSeq lists its product as uncharacterized. The transcript has a single exon. The record is from RefSeq and is a predicted model, not a curated record. Gene Ontology annotation, molecular function: DNA-binding transcription factor activity. Gene Ontology annotation, biological process: regulation of DNA-templated transcription. Lineage: Eukaryota; Ciliophora; Oligohymenophorea; Peniculida; Parameciidae.
AUGAAAUUGGCCAAGAACAGACAAUCUGCUAGGGAUUCAAGAAAGAGAAGGAAAAUAGAUGUAGAGCUUUUUGAAAUCAAAGUAACUGAACUUAGUAAACAAAUCUAAGUUCUCCAAAAAAAUCUCGAUUAACAGAAUAUAUUUAUUACUGAUUGUGUCAAUAUAUUAAAGUGUAAUAAUAAAAUUAAUUUUCUAAUGCUUCCACAAAAGAAUAAUAAGGUUCAUCUAAUUAAUCUUAUAAUGCCCUCCUUGUAAGUUAAUUACCUCUAAAUUUAGAUAUCAGAUUUUAAUUUGAGUUCUAAAAAUUUAUUCUAAACUUUAAGUAAGUAUAUAACAAAAAAAUAUUUGUAAAUUUUGGAAGAAUAAUUCUGGGUGAAUUCAGAGAAGAGAGAUUGUUUAUGUAAACUCAUAUUCAAUACUUGGUUCAUCAUGUCUUACCAUUUGAUUUGA